GUGGCUAUACGCCUCUGGUGGCAAAAAAGUGAACCAUUCAGUUUUGCUGUCAAACCACCGAAGAUUUCUCAAACAACCACUGUCCAUUAGCAUUGAAUCCCAUCAUGUCUUGCAAAUUGUUGAUCGCGUUUUCUCUUGCCGUGUGCCUUUCUGCCGUCUCAGCUUCUUCCUGUUCCAAUCCAAAACUCAGUUCUACAUCCUUUACAACACUGGAUGGCACCAUUCUAACAAAUAUUGCCUAUGUAUCUCAGUUUAAACUGAGCUGCGAUGGGGAGCCUGCUGAUAUUCCCCUUUAUGCUGAAGUUGGGGGAAAACCCUUGUCUGUUGUAAAAAGCAAGGAAACCAAUGAAUAUGUUGUUAGUUGGUUGGAGGAAACUAAGAAAGCACCUCGUGGUAACUUUGAGAUUAAAGUGUACGACGAUGAAGGUUAUGCCGCCGUGCGAAAGGCUCAACGCAAUGGUGAAGAUACAACCACUGUCCAGCCUCUAGGAGUUGUGAUCCUGAAUCAUCCUGGAGCGUACAAUGGACCUUGGAUUAACUCUGAAUUAGCGGCAGUCAUUGUUGCUUUUGCCGUAAUGUACUAUGCAUUGACAACAAAAACAAAAUUGGAAGCGUAAAACGGGGAAUGUUGGAAGUAAAUGUUGUUUAUUUCUGCAAUGAGAAAAUAAAUUGCAGUAAGGUGAAAAA
Molecule: messenger RNA, 687 nt
Organism: Daphnia magna
Lineage: Eukaryota; Metazoa; Arthropoda; Branchiopoda; Diplostraca; Daphniidae
Gene: Tapdelta
Product: translocon-associated protein subunit delta
Exons: 5
Coding region: 105-617 (170 amino acids)
Cellular component (GO): membrane; endomembrane system; endoplasmic reticulum
Source: RefSeq, a predicted model, not a curated record